AGGAACGUGUGAGCUCGUGCACGCAGCUUGCAGCAGCCGUCAAUGGGGAGAGACAGUGAGCGCGCGCCGCUCUAGAGAAAGCCUCUGCUUACGGAACUUCACAUCAGCGGACCGGCGCGGCAGCUCUGCAUCCCGCUCCACCGCUCAAACACCGCUCACACACCACAGCCACAGGAACCGGCCGAGUCGGCAGCGAGUGAAGAGUGAAGAGCUUUCACCGGCUGUGGGAGAGGAGCCACUCCAGCCUGCAUGGCAUACACAAUGGGCUCAGGGCCCAAUGCUGGCCCCGCCAUUGGCCCUCAGCACUGUGUCACCAAGGUGGAGCUCUCCGUGUGCUGCUCCAACCUGCUGGACCGUGACGUUGCCUCUAAGUCUGACCCAUUCUGCGUGCUCUUCCAGGAGGUGGACAGUAACUGGGUGGAGUUGGGCCGAACAGAGACAGCAGUGAACAAUCUGAACCCUGUGUUUGGGGAGAAAUUCCAGGUGGACUACCAUUUUGAGGAGGUCCAGAAGCUGAAGUUUGCCAUGUUUGAUGAAGACAAGUGCAGCAGCCAGCUGUAUGAGCAUGACUUUCUGGGAGAGUUCAUCUGCACGCUGGGAGUGAUUGUGUCCAAUAAGAAACUUCAUCGGCCUCUUAUCUUGGCCAACGGCAAACCAGCGGGAAAGGGAGCCAUUACGAUAACAGCCCAGGAGUUAUCAGACAACAGAAUAAUCACCCUGUCCAUGUGUGGGAGAAAGCUGGAUAAAAAAGAUUUCUUUGGUAAAUCAGACCCUUACUUGGAGUUCCACAAGCAAGGAGAGGAUGGAAAAUGGAUGCUGGUCCACAGAACAGAGGUGAUUAAGAACACUCUGGACCCUGUAUGGAAGUCAUUCACUGUGCCACUGAUUUCUCUCUGUAAUGGUGAUGUGGACAGAAACAUCAAGGUGGUAUGCUAUGACUAUGAUAAUGAUGGAGGCCAUGACUUCAUUGGAGAAUUUCUGACCACAGUAACCAAGAUGAGUGAAGCACAGAAUGCAGUAGAGGUGGAGUUUGAAUGCAUCAAUCCGAAGAAACAGAAGAAGAAAAAGAACUACAAGAACUCUGGAAUCAUCAUUUUGAAGUCCUGCAAGAUUACGAGGGAUUACUCGUUCUUGGAUUACAUCCUGGGUGGCUGUCAGCUGAUGUUCACUGUUGGCAUUGACUUCACAGCUUCAAAUGGGAACCCCAGGGAACCGUCCUCGUUACACUACAUCAACCCGAUGGGCAGCAACGAGUAUCUCUCUGCCAUCUGGGCCGUAGGACAGAUCAUACAGGAUUAUGACUCAGACAAAAUGUUUCCUGCACUCGGAUUUGGUGCUCAACUCCCGCCUGACUGGAAGGUGUCCCAUGAAUUUGCUAUCAACUUUGACCCUACCAAUCCAUUCUGCAUCGGUGUUGAGGGCAUCGUUCAGGCGUAUUCCACCUGCUUACCUCACAUCCGCUUUUAUGGCCCAACUAACUUUGCCCCCAUAAUCAACCACGUGGCACGUUUCGCUUCACAGGCCCUGCAGCAAGACACAGCAGCGCAAUACUUCACGUUGCUGAUCAUUACUGAUGGCGUGAUCAGUGACAUGGACGAGACACGCCAUGCCAUAGUACAAGCUGCCAAACUGCCCAUGUCCAUCAUUAUUAUUGGAGUGGGCAAUGCCGACUUUGCAGCAAUGGAAUUUCUGGAUGGAGACAGCAGCGUACUACGUUCCUACACUGGAGAAGAGGCAGUCAGGGACAUCGUACAGUUUGUCCCAUUCAGGGACUUCCGCAAUGCCCCGAAGGAAACUUUAGCCAAAUCAGUAUUGGCCGAGCUGCCUCAACAGGUUACCCAGUAUUUCAAACAGAGGAACCUGUCACCUAGAAACACGAUGCCGGAGUGAAAGCUUGAAGCUCACACUGCAUGUUGCCAAAAUCUACUUACUGUUUACAGAAAAAAAAUCCUUGACCAUUCUGAAGGACAAAGCGCAUGCCUUUCUAUAAAUAAUUGUUUUUAAUAUAAAUAAAUGUUUUUAUUUAUUGGUUUUACAUAUGCCAAGUUCUAAAACAAGAUGCAAUGUAAGGUUAUGUGUGUGUAUAUGUGCGUCAGACACUAACUCCUCUAACGCAGGGGUUCUCAAUUCCAGCCCUCAGACGAACGGAGAACUAGACAGGAGGAUCCUCUGCUAAAUAUUCAGAGGGGCCGAAAACCUUUUGAAUGUAUAUUUGUGUGUUUUAAGAGAUUAUCUUUCAUAAUUGUAAUCUUUUCUGUAGUGCUUUGUAAUUUGUCAGUUGUAUAGUAUUAUGGUCAAGGUGAUGGAUUUUGCUUUUAUACAGUUUGGUCAGUCUUUUUUGUUACAGUACUCAGGUCAAUAAAUUUCACUUGAGGUGUU
This is a messenger RNA of Neoarius graeffei (lesser salmon catfish), 2379 nucleotides long. It is a transcript of the gene cpne2, whose product is annotated as copine II. Lineage: Eukaryota; Metazoa; Chordata; Actinopteri; Siluriformes; Ariidae. Gene Ontology annotation, biological process: cellular response to calcium ion. The record is from RefSeq and is a predicted model, not a curated record. Gene Ontology annotation, molecular function: calcium-dependent phospholipid binding. The transcript is spliced from 16 exons. Gene Ontology annotation, cellular component: plasma membrane. Bases 250 to 1890 code for a protein of 546 amino acids.